This is a messenger RNA of Neoarius graeffei (lesser salmon catfish), 777 nucleotides long. RefSeq lists its product as uncharacterized. The record is from RefSeq and is a predicted model, not a curated record. The transcript has 4 exons. The coding region runs from base 1 to 777 and encodes 258 amino acids. Lineage: Eukaryota; Metazoa; Chordata; Actinopteri; Siluriformes; Ariidae. Gene Ontology annotation, biological process: immunoglobulin production; immune response.
AUGAGUAGCCGACUCAGCCACCGAUCUCCACACAGCCUCAACGAGCUCCGCACAGCCUCAGCCAGUGGAGACAUUUCCAGUCCCCAGCACGGUCAGCGCUGCGCGGCCGCGGUGAGGACAACAACCAUCAGUGCCACGAGCAGAAGUCGUCAAGCUGUACACCUGGGAUGUGGUCGCAGACUGCAGUUAAUAGAUGGUUUUAAUGCAGUUGAACAGGUCAGGGGCAGCUACACAGCCCUGGUGAACUCCGGCAGCAAUUGGGAACCAGCCGGAAUCCUUACUGCUGAUCUGAACACAGCUCUCAACACCAUCAUAGAGCAUCAGGAAGAGUGUGGCUGGCAUGAGAGGAAAUGGCUGAGAGAAAUGAUCAUUAAUUCAGCAACUUCACCCACAGCAACCAUGACUUUGAUCAGCGUCUUCAUCUGCACACUGGCCCUCUGGACUCAAGGAUCCAGAGGUCAGGUGACUGUGACUCAGACUCCUUCAGUGCAAACUGUUGCUCCAGGAAACACAGUCACCAUCAACUGUAGAACCAGUAGCAGAGUGUAUGGUGGUAGCAAUCUCGCCUGGUACCUGCAGAAACCUGGAGAAGCUCCUAAACUCCUGAUCUACUUGGCUACUAGAUUACAGUCAGGGACUCCAGCUCGUUUCAGCGGCAGUGGAUCGAAUACUGACUUCACUCUGACCAUCAGUGGAGUCCAGACUGAAGAUGCAGGAGAUUACUACUGUCAGAGUUAUCAUGAGAUCAGUAGUAGCUACGUGUUCACACAGUGUUAG